Molecule: messenger RNA, 1440 nt
Organism: Ogataea haglerorum
Lineage: Eukaryota; Fungi; Ascomycota; Pichiomycetes; Pichiales; Pichiaceae
Exons: 1
Coding region: 1-1440 (479 amino acids)
Biological process (GO): replication-born double-strand break repair via sister chromatid exchange; synaptonemal complex assembly; mitotic sister chromatid cohesion
Cellular component (GO): cohesin complex; synaptonemal complex
Molecular function (GO): protein binding; chromatin binding
Source: RefSeq, a predicted model, not a curated record
AUGUUUUACUCUGAACAACUGCUCUCUCGCGAAGGCCCGCUGGCGUACGUGUGGCUGGCCGCAAACCUCGAGAAGAAGCUCACGAAACACCAGCUGCUCAACACAGAUAUCGCCGAGAGCACGAGGGCGAUUGUGUCCAGCAGCAGCGUGUCCACAGAACCGCUGGCGCUGCGGUUGACGGGCCAGCUGCUGUACGGAGUGGUGCGGAUCUAUUCGCGCAAGGCGAAGUAUCUGCUGGACGACGUGACGGACGCGAUUCUGAAGCUCAAGUCGUCGUUCAGGGCGUCGCAGUCGGUCAUCCUGCCGGCCGAGUCGACCGUCCUGCCGUCGAUGCGGGCCGUCACGCUGCAGGACACGGUCACUGAGACCGACCUGCUGUACCAGGAGCCGCUGAACUUCGACGACAUAUUCAGCACUCAGCGAUCGACGCAGCCGACGCAGCUGCCCGAGGAGUCCACCACCUUCGACCGCUCGGUGGAAGUUCCGCGGCGCGCCGAGGUCGACGAGCUCGACGGCGUCCAGGACGAUCUCGAGCUGAACCUCGAUUUCGACCUCGGCGACGCCAUGGACGUCGACCGUGACGCGUCGGUCGAGCUGGGCAGGGCCGGCGACGACGCCAACGCGUCGCAGCAGCUGAACGACGUGCCGGACUUCGAGCUGCCGGACUUCCGCGAGCCCGUGCUCGAGAUUGACGAAAACGAGCCGGCCACGCCCGGCCACGGCGACCCGCUGGGGCCGGAAGUCCAGAUCGAGACGAUCCCCGACAAGCGCACGAGACGGCCGCCUGUGUUUGAGAACGUCGACGUGGUGCGCACGUCGCGCAAGCGCGUCGUCAUGGACGAGCAAAUCGAGAUUCCGGGCGAGCUGAUCCGCCAGUACCAGGCCAGCUACCCUGCGCCGCCGGUGGCCGAUGAGCGGGCAGGAGACUUGGAAAAAGUGGCGGAGCUCGCGAGACCGCGGUGUCUGACGUUCGGCGCGCUCGAAAUGCCUGUGGUGAAGAAGAGGCGCACGGAGCAGGGCGAGCAGGCCCCGCAAAACGACGCCAGUCUGCAGCUGCCAUCGUUCGACGUUGGGGCGGAGGACGCCGCGGUCGAGGAGCUGGCCGAGCCCGCUGCGCCGCAGGACGUGCCCGAGCUCGACGAGGAGCUCGAGUCGUUCGAGACGAACAACCUCGGCGACUCGCAAACGGUGUCACGUGCCACCGCGAAGGUCGCCGAGCAGGUGCGCGCGCUGCUCGCAGACACGCCGGCCACCACGUUCAGCGAGCUGAUGGCCCGCGACAUGGACUCGGCCGAGCCGCUGUCGCGCAACCCGAAGAGAGAGGCCACGCGGACGUUUUUCGAGCUGCUGGUGCUUGCAACGGGCGACUCGGUCGAGCUGAGCCAGGACCGGCUGUUUGGCGAGAUCGGCAUCUCUGCGCGCGCAGGACUCGCUGUGUAA